GCUCACGCUCACGUAGCGGUAGCGCUACUUCGAACCGAAGCAGAUCUGCAAGGAGCCGCAGUGGUGGCUCACGUUCACGGUCACGCAGUAGAAGUGCUGCGUCAAACAGGUCAAAUCAAUCAAAUCGUUCGAAUCGUUCGAAUCAAUCGAACCGAUCACAGCGCUCAAAUCGCAGUCGCAGUGGCUCUGUAAAAAGUAGAGGCUCUCGUUCACGUUCACGUUCCAAGAGUGGAAGUCCACAGCGAGCAAGUAAAAGUCGAAGCCGUAGUCGAAGUGGCUCUGUUAAAAGUGGAAGUCGUUCAAAAUCAAGAUCGCGUUCACGCAGCGGAAGCCAUGCAUCGAACCGUAGUCGUAGUGGAUCGCGCCGUAGCAGAAGCAGCUCCCGGCGAAGCCGAAGUGGCUCCCGAAGAAGCCGAAGUGGCUCCGCACGCAGUCGCAGCGGAUCGGCAAAAAGUAGAAGUCGAAGCAGAAGUUCCGGCGGCUCCCGUUCUAGGUCCCGUUCUCGUUCACGCAGUGGCAGCGCUGUAUCAAAUCGCAGUCGAAGUGGUUCAGCUAAAAGUAAAAGUCGAUCACGUUCUCGAUCUCGGUCUGGUUCGCGUUCACGCAGUGGCAGUGCUGCUUCGCAUAGAAGUGGUUCGCCAGUGAAUCGCAAGAAACGUGCUAUUCUAAGUGAUUCAGAGGAUGAAGGUGCCGCAUCACAGCAACUGAAACGAGCCAAGAUCAUUGACUCCGAUAAUGAAGAUGAGGUGCCAGUUGGCGAAGGCGAUGAAAACGAAGGAGUUCAAAAACCUGAUGACGGCGGAGAAAGUUCAGAUGAAGGCGUUAGAAAUGAUGACGGCCCGGGAGGUGAUAAUGAACAUGUUAAUGACUUUGAGGCGAUGCUGGCCAAAAAACGUGAAGAAGGAACGAAAAGACGCAAGAGACGAGAUAUUGAUAUUAUUAACGAUAACGAUGACAUUAUCGAUCAGCUCAUUCAAGAUAUGCGUGCUGCCGCUGAGGAUGAUCGUGAAUUGAAUGUUCAACAAAAACCGGCCACUCGAAAGAUUUCCAUGCUAAAAAUGGUAAUGUCGCAAUUGAUCAAGAAAGACUUGCAGCUGGCAUUUAUCGAGCACAAUAUUCUAAAUGUACUCACCGAUUGGUUGGCACCAUUGCCAAAUCGAAGUUUGCCAUGCCUUCAAAUUCGUGAAAGCAUCUUAAAACUGCUGUCAGAUUUUCCGCCAAUCGAUAAAUCCUAUUUGAAGCAAUCGGGCAUCGGAAAAGCUGUGAUGUAUCUGUACAAACAUCCAAGUGAAACGAAAAAGAAUCGUGAACGUGCCGGUCGUUUGAUAUCGGAAUGGGCACGACCAAUCUUUAAUUUAAGUGCUGACAUGAGUUCAUUGACACGUGAAGAACGAUUGCAACGUGAUUUGGAACAAAUGCCAAGAAAACGACGCGCAAGCCCCGAAGCCGGCACUAGCGCAAAGAAAAAAGAACUGACAUCAUUCACGAGCGAUGAAAAACAACUGCGACCGGGUGAAAAGGGUUGGGUGAGCCGAGCACGUGUUCCACAGCCAUCAAGCAAAGAUUACGUGGUCAGACCAAGAUCAACAGUUGACGUCGAUUUGAGCCGAAUUGAAAAGAAGAAACCAAAUCGCUACGAAAAGCAUUUGAAGAAGUUUAUCGAUGCAAAACGGCUGAAAGGAUCACGGCGAGCCGUCGAAAUCUCAAUCGAAGGUCGCAAAAUGCAAUUGUAGAUAUGUAUCGUAUGUCAUUCUGGGUCAAGGUUGAAGUUUUGCUUUGGAAACAUUAUACAUUAUUCUAAGUAGUUUGAAACGAAAAAAAAAACUCACACAAGUUUAUCGAUGAAAAUAAGAAAUUUUUUAUUAAAAAUGUCUUGAAAAAUAGAACCACAUGCAAAUGACCGAACAAAUGAAUUGGAAAUAAAUUCAUAACUGAUUGGAAACUCAACGAA
Sitodiplosis mosellana (orange wheat blossom midge) is the source of this 1951-nucleotide messenger RNA. Its product is annotated as IWS1-like protein. Gene Ontology annotation, biological process: poly(A)+ mRNA export from nucleus. Gene Ontology annotation, cellular component: nucleus. NCBI's taxonomy places the organism in Eukaryota, Metazoa, Arthropoda, Insecta, Diptera, Cecidomyiidae. The record is from RefSeq and is a predicted model, not a curated record.